GGCAGAUCAGGAAGUAAGUACAGUAUAACUGCGUGACACACAAACACACGCUCACACCUACUUCAAAAUAUCACAGGUGCAUCUUAGGUCCAGCACAGCAUUCUCGAUUGGCAGACAGGAGAGUGGGAAAGCAGACCAGAUGUGCUGCAGCUACAGUUAAGUGUGCGAGAGGAAACUGAUGUGAAGGACCUGGAGAUCGGGCUGCUGAGGUAGGGAGGGAGAUCGCAGAGGGGCCAUUGUCACCAGCACCCGCUCAGCCGGUCUGCAAGGAAGCGGAUACAUUGGGCGGGGACAGCAGAGUAACUUCAGGGAUGCUGAGCCUAAAGUUACCUCGUCUGCUCAGCAUUAAUCAAGUGCCCAAAGUAUUCCACGAACACAGCAUCAUCUUUGGCUAUCGCCACCCAAGGAGCACAGCUACCGAUUGCUUAUUCAGUCUUUUCCAAUUGACAAAUGAGACUGUGAACAUCUGGACCCACUUCCUACCGACCUGGUAUUUCCUGUGGAACCUCCUGGCUCUCUCCUACACCCUGGACUUUUGGAACGAAGCAUACACAUGGCCUCUCCUUGUUUACAUGCUGUCGUGUUGCAUCUACCCAUUUACCUCAAGUUGUGCCCAUACAUUUAGCUCGAUGUCCACCCGAGCCAGACAUAUCUGCUUCUUUUUUGACUAUGGUGCUCUCAGCCUGUACAGCCUAGGCUCCGCCACUGUCUACGCAGCCUACAUCAUGCCUGACAAAUGGAUCAAUACCACCUUCCACAAGUGGUUUGUACCUGUUGCUGUCUUCAAUACUAUUGUUUGUACUGGUCUAUCAUGCUAUUCCAGAUCUCCAGAACUGGAUUAUCCAAACCUGAGUAAAGUGGUUCGGAUUGUGGCCUUUGCUUACCCAUAUCUCUUUGAUAACAUCCCACUCUUUUAUAGGUUGUUCCUUUGUUCAGGGGAAGAUUGUGCACACAAUGAAACAAUUACUGUCCACUACAGACACGUGGCACUUGCCUUCCUAACUUGCUUCCUGUUUGCGACACACUUGCCCGAGCGCCUGGCUCCAGGCAGGUUCGACUAUAUCGGUAAUAGUCACCAACUGUUUCACAUCUGUGCAAUCAUAGGCACUCAUUUUCAGAUGGAAGCCAUAAUUAUGGACAUGUCAUUGCGCCACUCUUGGCUCACACUUCAUGCACCAUUGCCUUCUUUCAUGGGUACCAUUGGUGCACUUGGUUUUGCCCUUAUGUUGAACCUCGUCAUCAUAGCACUAUUCUCCCUGGCACUGUACUGGACACCAAAGUUGCCCGAACUGAAAUAUGAACACUGGAACAAGAAAUUCAAGAUGGAUUAGGAUGGCGCACCUCACCUUGAAGCCGCUGAAGAAGAGGCCGAGAUUUCCAAAGGAGCAUGAGUACUUGGAAUAACACUGUGACUUGGGAAGAAAUGAAGUACAUUCCUGUUGAAAAUGGAAACAUUUCCCAAAUGAUUGGCGAUGCCUUUUAAUGGGUGCAUAGUAAUCUUUAAUAUGCUUAUGUCCGGUGCUGUGGAUAUUUAUAUUAUGCCGUGCGUGCUUUUAUUUAACAUGGUUAUAAAACUGCCCUUGGGGUAAGUGGAAGGUCGGUUCAGCUGCAGUGGCCUGUGUUUCAUCUCUGAUACUCAGGGAAGCCAUUCCUUCAGUUAAUGGGGGCUGGAGCUUCCUCACUUAGGAAUGGAAAAUAUCAUUGUGCCUUUCCUCUGGAGCAGGUUUGAUUUCUGUGCUCUGAGAGGCCUGUUUUUCAGAAUUUAAGGAAAAGGAACAGAAAUGUUUUGAGAUAGCUGGAGUAGUGGGGUGUUCCUGUCAUUGGGGUGAUUAAGGCUAAUUAUUAACUUAAAUGCGAGGGGACCCAGUCAUCAUUGUUGAACUAUGUCAUAGCCAGGCUAGGGCUGUAAUCCUAAAGUCCAUUCUUCAAGAAGCUAAAAUAAUCUCAAUAUUGCCUUCACUUUUGGCUAUAGGUCAGGCACUGCAACCAAUCAUAGGGUUAAAAUAUCCACUGGGAUCCCCAGUAUUCUACUGUAGCUUCAGCGGAGAGAACAGCAAGAGCCCAAGGGUGACAUUUCUCUGGGAGCUCCACUGAUCUUUCCCUGAACUUCCAGCAGCGGAUUGGAAGGGCACCACAAGGAAAUUCAUCUCCCAAGACUAGGUUUUGGGAACAGGAGGUCCUGUAGGAAUGGUGCUGCCAGUCAGAGAUUUAUUGUGAAAUUGAGCUCCCGAAUACAUUGUCUGGGCUGAAUUUUCACCCUGGGGUCCGGACACCCAUAGCGGGAACAUUUCCAGGUCCUGACCCCCGCCGGCUUGUUCCAGACAUGCCCACCACUAUUUUUGAAGGCUCAGCCAAUUAAAGGCCAGUGGGCAGGCUCACCAUCCAAUUAGGGACAGGAGGCUGGAGGGCCAAUGGGAGGCCUGCCAGCACUCACAGAUCAGCAGCCCUGUCGGCCGAGGUGGCAGCUGCUGAAUGGAAGACGGAGAGACUUUAUUUAUAUAUAUUAAAUAACCACAAUGGCCUGGCUGUGAUCUUGGAAGGCCACCCCCUCCAGAAGCUGUGGCCUGGUAGCUGCCAAGGGUCUGGGUGGGUGGGGUCUCUUAUGGGAUCAAACGUGCCCCCACCUUCCCCCACCCCGAGCUGAGACCACCACAUUGACCUAAAUGUGUUUCAGGCCGAUGUGGGCUGCCCACAUAGCGGCUGGAAAUAUUAGUUGGUGCAGGAACAAGGUCUUAAUGGACCCUGUAUUAUUUAAUUAACCUAAAUUGGCUACCUGCUGCUAGCAGGAGGGUAGCUGUUCUGAUCCCCAACCUGCUCCCCAAAAUUGCCUCGGGGUCAGGAUCCUGUUCCUGUACUGGUAAAACGGCUGCUGGCACCAACUUACAACGGGCACUCUUCUGUCUCCGAUCCAGCCCAGGCCUUCUUUAAAAAAAAAUCAUCCCUUGUACACCUCUGUUCUUCUGUUUUUACUCAAUCACCAAAUUUUAAAAUUAAAUCUAGUAGCAAAGGUACAUUGUUACCUGUGUUGUCAGUGUAAACCAAACUCAAGUCUGUACCAACAGUAAAUACAUUGUUAAGGCAAGAGGGGUGGGAGCUUUACAACACCGGCUUGCAUUUAUGUAACACCCCUAACAUAAUAAAGAGGUCAAAAGGCACUUCACAAGAGUGUAAUUGGACAAGGUUUGAUGCCGAGCCACAUAAGGUGAUAUUAGAACAGACUACCAAAAGCUUAGUCAAAGAUUUAAAGGGGUGUCUUACUGGAGGGAGAGAGCAAGUGAGAGGUGGGAACAUUUAGGGUGGAAUUUCAGAGGUUCAUGCCUAGUUAGCGAAGGGAAGGCUACCAUUAAUGGAACACAUCCUCGAUUUUCAUCGCAACAGGCAAGAAUUAAAGGAGCACAGAGAUCCUGGAGGAUUGUAGGUUUGGAGGCGGCUCCAGAGAUGGGGAGAGAUGAGGGGGGGGGAGGCGAGGCCGUGGAAGAAUCUGAAGGCAAGGAUGUGAAUUUUUACAUAGAAUUUUAUUACUUCACUUUGCAUCUAACCCUGUAGAUUAAUGUCUGAAGGUGGCCUCUUGAAAAUUGGUUCAGGUACUUGUUUCCCUUCUUGGAAUGGCCAGGAAUAGAUCUUUUAUUUGGAAGUUACAGGAAAGCUUCUUGUUUGCUUCCUAACUUCCUAGAAAGCAGUGGGAGGGGAUCUCUUUCGAUUGCUAUUUGUUAGCUGAACUGCAAACAUUUCCUAAACAUAUCACGUUAAGGGAAAUUAUGUUCUAAAGAGAGAGGGUUCUGCGUGUUCUCAGAUGAAUGUUCCCCUUCCACCUUUCAAAAUGUACCCAGUUUUCUUUUUCUAAGGCUGCCUCGAUAAUUGUAGAUUGUAACUUCAGUUCGAAGUACAUUGACUUCAGCAAAUUAGCAUCACUUCCUUGAAGUUUACAGACCAAGGUUCAAACUUCAAUAAGUAAAUUGGGUCUAUAUUCUCUGGAGUUUAGAAGAAUUGAGAGGCAAUCUCAUUGAAAGCCUACAAAAUUCUGAAAGGGUUUGAUGUGGUAGAUGCAGAGAGCUGGUCGGAGAAUCUAAAACACGGGAGCCCAGUUUCAGGAUAAGGGGCAGAUCAUUUAGGACUGAGAUGAGGAGAAAUUGCUUCACUAAGGGGGUUGGAAUUCUCUACCACAGAAGGUUGUGGAUGCUGCAUUGUUGAAUUUUUGGUCUCUUGGGAAUUAAGGGAUAUGGGAAGUGGGUGGGGAAAAUGGAGUUGAAGCCCAAGAUCAGACAUGGUCACAUUGAAUGACAGAGUGGACUCGAUGGGCCAUGUGGUCUACUCCUGCUCCUAUUUCUUGCGUUCUUGUUCAGAUAUGCUGUUCAUCCCAAACGUGCAUCACAGUUUAGGAAGCCUUCAGACAGGAUAUCAAGAAGAUUUACCAGAAAUGGUACCAGGGAUGAGUGACUUCCAUUACCACAGAAACUGUGACAGAUUUCCUUAGAGAAGAGAAGGUUACGGGGAACCAGAAUACAAAAACUCAACAAGGGAUGUCUUUUUUCAGUCCAGUGAUUGUGAUAGUGUGAAACUCUUUGAAUAACUGCAGAAUCAGCAUCAUAUCAAAUAAGAAAAAAGUGAGGUGGGGGAGGUGGUGGGCAAAACCUUCCAACCUGUUUCUAUUGGAAGAAAGAAAGACUUGCGUUAAUGUAGUGCUUUUCAUGACCUCAGAAAGCCCUCGGAGCACUUUGGAGUGGAGUUACUGUUGUAAUGUAGGGAAUAGUAAUGUAGUAACCAUAAUCAACAGAACAAAGUAAAUAAUUGGACUUGUAAUUGUGUGAGAGUGUACGAGCACUUAACCUAUUGUCCAUUAUUUUAACAGAGAAUCUAGUCCAUCUACUUUGAAUGGGUUGCUUCUGUUAAAAUAAUGAACAAAUAGAUUUGACAUAAACAUGUUAAGUCUUCAGAUACUGAUAUCACACGGUACAACUUUACUGAACUGGUGUUCACUUUACAUUUGAGAGCUUUCUGGACCAAAUAGAAAAGCAGACUAUGACAGCUCCAAACUCAAAUUAUUGAGUCUGAUUGGGAGAUAGACCUUGAAAUGAAAUAUAUUAUUAGGAACAAAGGCUAGAGUUUUCAGAGUUUGACAAUGGGCCGAAUCUGCCAAAGAGUGGAAACCACUGUCAGCUUGUCACUCAGCUCCUCUUUAUUUACCCUAGUCUGGAGCUGCACAUUUCUCACUCAGACUUUUGACCCAAGUGCCCUGAGAAAUGUGCAGCUCAGCUGCUCCUGGAGUCCCUGCUGUGUGAUUUAGCAGCGUCGAGGGAAGUGAAGCCACCUGCCCUUUUUAUAGCAUGAGCUGCCGUAAACUGAGAAGUUUAAAGUUCACAUUCACAGCCACUUUGACAGGAGAGAAGGUAAGUGCAUAAGGCAAGUGGUAGAUUGGAUGGGGGGGUGUGGUCGGAUGGGGACUGCCAAACUGUCUCCCAGCGGAUCUUCUGGGGUACCUCAGAGGUACCACCCCCACCAGGGGAACAGAAGAUCUGGGCCAUAGUAUUUAUGGCACAGAAACACUCCGGUUGACCCAACUGCUCCAUGCUGGUGUUUAUGCUUCACAUAAACCUCCUCCCAACCUUCUUUAUCGAAUCUCAUCAACCUUUCACUCUGUUUCUUUCUCCCUCAGAUAUUUAUCCAGCUUCCCUUUAAAUGCAUCAGUUCUAUUUGCUUCAACUACUCCGUGUAGUGUUUGCUAAGCUGUGUGAUAUUAACAUCUGAAGUUUUAACAUGUUUAUGCCAAAUUGCUUUGUUAUUUCAAAGUGAGAAGAAGGUUAUGUGAAGGAUGCCAAUCUUUUUUCACAGCCCAUUGAUUUGCAGUAUGUUUAGUACAAAUUAAAUUGGCUCAGAAUCUGUGCCAGUCUUGUUUGAAUGUGGGAACAAGCUCUACAUAUCUAUUUUUUUUAAAAAUCUUGAAGUUUGUGCUUUCAAUUCCUUGAUGUUAAGUCCAUUUCUAAAGGUUAAAGCACCCAUCCACUCUUCAAUGAUUCCCUUUUUAGUUAAUAUAGUUGCAGUACUGGUACAAUUUUGAAAGAGAUUCCUGGAUAUCCUUGCAUAAGUAAGCGAUAUGUUACCUAAAGUCAUUUUGCGAUUUUGCAGAUGUUCAUCAUUUGAUGGGAUGAGGCAGAGUUGAUAGAAAUGGACUGUUUACAAUGAUCGAGGGGUCCAGAAUGAGAGGACAUAGAUGUAAGAUUAAGUGGAAGAAAUGUGGGAUAAGCGAGCAGGGAAAAUAUUUUUUAUGCAUUUUUUUGCACUAAGUUGUGGAAUGUACUAUUGAUUGAAGCAGAGACUGUGCCAACAUGUAAGACUAGAUCCAAUAGGACUUUGAAGGCAAUGGGAUAAAGGAUAUGGGAACUGAGUUGGCUAAAGCUGCUUGGGCUGAAUGGACUGUUUGUAUGUUAUAAGUCUUUGUAACCUUGAUCUCAAUGUCAUGUUUCUGAAGUCUACACCAUGUUUUCUGCCACAAUUAUACCUCUUUGGCACUGGGACCCUACCUGAUGCCUCAAUUGCCCAAAAAUGUGAAGGUGGGGGUGCCUGGAAUGUUUUUUGUGCCCAGUAGCUUCCUCUCCCUUCCCUCAAUCUCAACUUUCCUCUCCCCAGUGUCCCAUGGGAUUUGAGCAGAUAAAUUUGAUUAGUGAACAAAAGGAUUGUUUUAUUGUGAGGCCCAGAUGAUGGUUGGAAGUCACAGCACAGGACAACCAACAAGGUUAAAAUGACUAGGCUGCCUUGUACGUGGCUUAUAUCCAAUUAUAUGGCUCCAUCCAAUGGUCAGUUCCACUGACUGCUGUGUAUAUCAGGCAGGGCAUGUAACAGGAGGCAGAUAUGAUAGUGCCUAGGAUUGUGCUAGCAUUCAAGACAGAUUUCUAACCCAGGUUCCUUAAAUAGAAAGUGUUGCAUUCCCCUGCAUGGACCUCAUAGAAAUCCAUAGCAAGAAGGAGGCCAUUCAGCCCCUCGUGUCUGUGCCAGCCAAAUAAUUGUUAGCCACCCUAAUCCCAGCGUUCAGCUCUCAGUCUAUAGUCCUGUUGGUUACAGCACUUCAAACCUAUAUCCAAGUAAUUUUAAAUGUGAUUAGGGUUUCUGCCUCUACCGCCCUUUCUUGCAGUGAGUUCCGGACCCCACCCUCCACCACUCUCUGAGUGAAAAAAAAAUUCUGCUUAACUUCCCUCUAAUCCUUCUACCAGUAACUCUGAAUCCAUGCCUCCAGGUUAUAGAAUCAUAGAAUCCUAAAUUAUGUUGACAGUUAACAACCAUUUUGGUGAACACAAAAUCUGCAUAAAAAUAAUACAACAAAAGCACAUUUGCCCUUAAACUAAAUGAAAAGAAUACAGCUAUUAAUAUACCUUAGAGAGCUGCACAAUGUUGCCUUUUAUAAAGAACCUGGUGCUCUUUUGUAGAAAUGAUGGGAUACAAUUACAAGGGGUGUUUAAAUGUAAUUAUGGCUAAAGCACUAUCGAUUAAUCAUGAGAACUGUAACUGGUUUACCAACAGGUAUUGAUAGCUUUUGAAGUAACCAUUUUUUUUCAUUUGUAAUACAGAAAAUAGAUUAAAAUGCCUUUGAGUGCUUCCUCAGUUCUGUAAUUUCGGGAGAAGUGCCUGCAGAUAUCCCAGUUUACAUGAGCCUAAAAACUUCUGAGUCAAUUGCUUUUAGUUAAUUAACCUUUACUCUGCUGAACAAACAGAAACUAAAGCUCAAAGCUUAGCCGAGCAAUAUUGUUAGAAAGUGUUUUAUGGGUUGAAGAGUCAUUGAACAGUAGCUGGAGCUAUUGUGAGGGGAGGGAGAGUAGAGGUUGGGGGCAGGAAAUGUUUUAGUGUCUAAUGACAAUGCUGUUGCAGAAUCAGGAGCACAUCGACACAGAUACGACAGCACUCUAUAAAUUGGUCUCAAAACCUAUUGGGCUUUGUACAGAACAUGGGAUAACUCCAGUUCUGUACAAACCGUAAAUCUUUGCCAGCUGGCCUGGGGAAGUUGGAAAAUGACCCAUAGUUUUAAUCAAAGCAGAAUGUUGACACUCAUGCACAGUGGCCAAGCUCUGGCCCUUGCGUACUUGUAAAGGCCUAUAUUUAUUUAUUUAGUGCUUUACCCUGUCUCAUUUAUGUAGGCAAAUGCAGGAGCAGUUUUGCACGCAGCAAGAUCCCACAAUCAUCAGUAAGAUGUGUCACUAGCCUAUUUUAAAUGUGUUGAGGGAGAGGAAUGUUGGUCAGGCCAUUGGGAGGAUUACCUCCUCUUCUUUACACACAGGCAUGAGAUCUUUAAUGUCCACCAGGACCAGCUGGACAGGGCCUCAGUUUAAAAUCUCACCCUUGGGGUGACUCCUCAGGCAAUAUAGCAUUCCUUCUGCACUGGAGCAUCAAACUAGAUACGUGCUCAACUGCUUGAGUGGAACUAGAAGCCACAACUUGCUGACUCUGAAACGUUACCAACUACGGUUGCCAACUGCAGUUGGACAUUUUCCUGGAGGUUUCAAAAUCCCCCUCCCUGUCAAACAGCCUUUUUCUCCCAUUUCUAACAAGUGAAAGUGUUCAAAACAAAUGUAGAAAAAGGCUGCACUUUUUUUUUUGAUUUCCCCUAUGAUUUUCCUUCAGGGGUGUUGCUUGAAGCAGCGUUCGUGAGAUUAACCUUUUAUUUCUCGAAACUCAUGGACAAUUCUAGGAGGUUGGCAAUCCUACUAAUGGAGAUGAGUUUGCACACUUUAUUCACACUGGGGAGAGUUCAACAUAGAACCAGCAACUUAACUCAGGUUUGCUGGCUGCGUGUCACACCCUGAAAGUUACCAGUCCGAGUACUGGAGCAUCCUUAGCUGCACUAAUAUCAAAGUACAGUCUCUGUGAAUGCUCCAAAUUUAUACAGAACAAAAGACGAAAUCCUGAUAUUGUUUCUUUGCUUGUUGUUAAACAGGUUGCUGCAGUUGAUCUGAUGUUUUCAAUGGUUUUGCUUUAAAUCCAGGUUAUUAGCACUAGCACUGUGAAGGGACACACACCUUUGGAUUUUAUUUGGGUCAUGCCUUUUCAUAAAGAUGAAAUAGGUUUAUGAAUUUUCUGUUAAGUUUGCAGUCUCUUGUUACAUAAAAUGCAGUGUGACACUACAUGCCUCCAAAGCUCAAGGCCAUAAAUAAAAGAUAGUCACCAAUAAUUCCAUUAGGGAAUUCAGGAGGAAUUUCUUUAUGCAGAGAGUGGUGAGAAUGUGGAACUCACUACCUCAAGAAGUAGUUCAUAUGGUUAGCAUAGAUACAUUCAAUGGAAAACUAGAUCGCUUUUAUAUAGUGCCUUUUACAACCUCAGGAUGGCCCAAUGUGCUUUACAGCCAAUGAAGUACUUUUGAAAUGUAAUUACUGUUGCAAUAUAGGAAAUGCAGCAGCCAAUUUGUACAUAAAAAACUCCCAUGUUUUAUUGAUGUUGAUUGAGAGAUAAAUAUUGAUCAGACAGCGGGGAGAACACCCAUGUUCUUCUUCAAAAUGGUGCCGUGGGACCUCUUACAUUUGCCCUUCAUUAAAUAUCUCAUCUGAAAGGCAGCCCCACUGACAAUGCAGCAGGCCUUCAACACUGCAGUGAAAUGUAAGUGUUCAGUUCUCUAGAAUAGGGCUUCAACCCACGAUCUUCUGGCUCAGAAGUUAAGGUACCACCCACAAAGGCAAAGUGACAAUUGCACAGAGAGUGUAUGAAGAUGUAAGAUUUUUUAAUAUAUUAGCAAAUAUAUAUAUAUAUAUAGGCAGACAAUGUACAAUGUAAUCACUGUAGGGUAAAAGUUGUGCAAAUCUGUGGCAGUACACUAGUGGUUUUCUGAUAAGAUUGAGGACCCAUAGGUGACUGGUUUCUGAAAGUGCACAGUCUAAAUUAGUUCAGAAGUAAUAAGAAUUUUUUUUAUUCUUUUCAUUCUGUAUUUGUAAAAUUUUAAUAUUUAAACUUUGAUUAAGCAUUUGUUUCUGCAGUUGGGGGAGCUUGUAAUGAACUCUAAAUAUAUACAAUCUGAAAAUAUAGGGACAAAAGUCUUUAACCCAACUUUGCAGAUCAUUUAGGCACCUCCGUUGCCUUUGUUUUUGGAAAAUUGCAUCUUAAAUGUGUGGAGCAAGGAGAAUGUAUUGUGAAACAUGAUAACCAUCUCCUACUUGGUUACUGUGAAGGGCAAAAUCACAGAACUUCUAAAUCGACAGGGGUCAGCACUAAGUUGGCAGUCUCACUCAGAGAGGCUAAAAGGUCAACUGAUGCUAUAAAUGGAAACAUAUUGCAAUGGUAAAAUUUGAUGCAUCUUUCUGAGAUUGGCAAAGAGUAAAUAGGAGGGGAUUUACUUUACAUCUUUCCCCCAAGUGAUGCUUGAUUUGGGAUUGAUGCAUGCCGGUACCAUGUAUCCAACAUGAAAACCCUUCCACUGCGCAACAUUACGACCCCAGAUCUCAGUCAGCACCAAGUAUAAUGAAUAAACCAGUUUAAAUAGAAGAGCUACUGUGAACUCUUGCACACUGUGAAACAACACCAUAGGGCACAUAGAACCCAGUGAGAUGCAACUUGUACCACUGGUGUGUUGCAGUUUUGCUUUGCAUCAACACUACGAAUUUGUAGUGUAACUCUAGAAUUGUGAUGAAGCGGAUUGAAAUUUCUUCUUUUGAUGAGUCUUGUGUCAUUUUACUUCAAAGUCAGAAUGGCCUUCGAUUCACAGCACAAACGUAGCGUUGGUGUAAAGCCGUCUUGUGGUAAAGUGCAGCCUCAGGCUUGCAAAUAACUUAGAGAAAUGGGGGAUGUAGCCCCUGUAUUCCGUUAAUCGGUCAGAACUUUGUUCAAAGCUGCUUCAGCCCAGCUUAGAGCUGUUGUGUAUUUUUGAUACAUCUGAAAUACAUAGUUUAGUAUUUAUGUGGAAUGUGCUUCAAACUGUUUCUGUUCUCACUUGGAGCUGCAAUUGAGAUAACUGCACUAAAAUUGCAACCAUGUUGUGAUUCCCUUGGCUACUCAAAUGCCAUUAAAUAUUGAGAAUUCUACAUUUGCGACAGCAACUUGAUUAAGAUUUUCUAUUUUUGUUACAUUGUUCAUAACUAACAUCAAAUGUACAGCGUUUGUGGGAAAGUAAAAUAAACUUAUUUAAAUAUGAA
Carcharodon carcharias (great white shark) is the source of this 11102-nucleotide messenger RNA. Its product is annotated as membrane progestin receptor gamma-B-like. The record is from RefSeq and is a predicted model, not a curated record. The transcript is spliced from 8 exons. Gene Ontology annotation, molecular function: signaling receptor activity. Lineage: Eukaryota; Metazoa; Chordata; Chondrichthyes; Lamniformes; Lamnidae. The coding region runs from base 312 to 1331 and encodes 339 amino acids. Gene Ontology annotation, cellular component: membrane.